Molecule: messenger RNA, 1203 nt
Organism: Ornithorhynchus anatinus (platypus)
Lineage: Eukaryota; Metazoa; Chordata; Mammalia; Monotremata; Ornithorhynchidae
Gene: PURG
Product: purine rich element binding protein G
Biological process (GO): regulation of transcription by RNA polymerase II
Cellular component (GO): nucleus
Molecular function (GO): RNA polymerase II transcription regulatory region sequence-specific DNA binding; DNA-binding transcription factor activity, RNA polymerase II-specific; purine-rich negative regulatory element binding
Source: RefSeq, a predicted model, not a curated record
GGAGGGGAGGAGGAGAAGGAGGCGGCGGGCGGAGGGUCCGGGAGCCGGCGGUGAAGGGCAUCGGCGUCGCCGGUGAUGGCGGAGUGAUCUGAAGAUGGAGCGAGCGGGUCGAGGAGGAGGAGGAGGAGGAGGAGGCGGCGGCAGGAGCGUGGGGGGCUCCGGCCUAAGCAGGAGCAGCAUCUAUUCCCAGGCCCAGCAGCGCCGCCGCCCCCACUACUCGGGCUCGGGCUCGGGCUCGGCCUCGGCUCAGGGCUUGGCGGACAUCCAGGAGCUGGCCUCCAAGCGGGUGGACAUCCAGAAGAAGCGGUUCUACCUGGACGUGAAGCAGAGCUCCCGGGGCCGCUUCCUGAAGAUCGCCGAGGUGUGGAUCGGCCGGGGCCGGCAGGACAACAUCCGCAAGAGCAAGCUGACCCUGUCGCUGUCGUGGCGGCCCGAGCUGAAGGACUGUCUGGGCGACUUCAUCGAGCACUACGCCCACCUGGGCCAAGGCCACCGGGCCGAGCCGGCCGACGGCCGGGAGCCCAACGGGGGCCCGCGGCUGCGAAGGAGCCGUCCCCGCCCUCCGGCCUCCCCGGCCUCCGACGGCCACCCGCACAGCGUCCUGAAGACGGACUCCAUCGAGAGGGACAACAGGAGAUACUACUUGGACCUCAAGGAGAACCAGCGCGGCCGCUUCUUGAGGAUCCGGCAGACGGCCGUCCGGGGCCCGGGGUCCAUCGGUUACUUCGGCCAUGCGCUGGGCCAGGAGCAGACCAUCGUCCUGCCCGCAGGGCAUGAUCGAGUUCAGGACGCCUUGGUCCAGCUGAUCGAGGACUACGGCGAAGGGACGUCGAGGAGCGAAAGAGGAGCGGGCGACGAGCCCGAGCUCCCCGAGGGGACCUCUUUUCAGGGUAGACACAAGAGGUUCUACUUUGAUGUGGGCUCCAAUAGGUAUGGCAUCUUCCUCAAGGUAAGUGAGGUCAGACCGCCUUACCGUAACACCAUCACCGUCCCCUACAAAGCGUGGACACGGUUUGGGGAAAACUUUCUCAAGUACGAAGAGGAGAUGAGGAGGAUUUACAACAGCCUAAAAAAGAGGAUGGACGGCGGAGGGGACAGCGGCGAAGAGCAAGAGGGCCUCGACUAGCGGGCCGGACGACCGCCCCGGCGGCGGGCGCGGUGGGAAACCAGAAGCGGGCCGUGGAAGUACGGCCCCGGGGUCAC